AUGAACUUUUUGGAUUUUGUUUAAUAACAAAUAAAUGAAAAGUAGGAUAAAAUUGAAGUAGUCCCAUCUUAAAUCAAAGAAGAAGAGCCUAUUAAUUUAAAUGAGAAUCUUGAUGUUUCAGACAAUGGAAGUUCAUCUGAUGAAGAAUAGUUAUAUGAAGAAUAUUUUAAAGAAAAACCUUCUUUAAAAGCCACUUAUGAUGAAAUUUAUGAGAAAUUGAAAUAAAAUUCCCCUCCUUAAACAGAAUUAGAAAAUGAAUAACUUUAAAUAAUAGCAGAAUUAUAAGCAAAGUUGGUAGUGUAAGAAACUGAAUUGCUAAUUCUUAAAAGACUUCAUUUUGAUCUUAAGAAUAAAUAAUAGCAUUAAGGUAAUAGAAUAGAAUAAUUGUAAAAAGAAAAAGAUGUAAUGACUUAAGUAAACAAUAUAAAUAAAUUAAAAGAUGAAAAUAGGUUAUGAUAAAAAGUUUUAAAAAUUAGAUGAAAAAAGAAAAAUUAUUGAUUAAAAUUAAAGAAUAAUAAAAAAAUUAGCUAUGUCUACAUCAAAUGAUUAUUUAGAGUCGGCAAUUAAAAGAGUGAAUUAAUAAGUUAAAAUAAAUGAGUAAAUAUUCUAAAUAUUUAUAAAUUUAGUAAAGUUUAAAUUUUGAAGGAACAACCAUUAAAAGAAAAUCCAUAAAUAAGAAAAUUAUCCAGCCAAAAAUAAGUAAAUAGUUUUAGAAAUAAUAAAAAAUGA
Messenger RNA from Paramecium sonneborni, 729 nucleotides. Lineage: Eukaryota; Ciliophora; Oligohymenophorea; Peniculida; Parameciidae. The record is from the annotation of a GenBank genome assembly.